CACCGCCGCCCGAUUUUCUGAUUUUUUUUAUAAAUUUUGUUUCAAAAUAAAAGUAAUAUUUUGACGAAAAUAUUGUCGCUGUACAGCUUUGGAUUUGUCAUGUAGUUUAGUUUGUAGAAGGUUUAAACUCGACAUGACUGAAGGUCUAUUGCAGAAACCGCUUCCGGACCCCUGGAGCUUUGGGGUCUUGAAAGACGGCCGAGUUUUCUUUAUAAAUGACGACGAUGAAAUUACGACGUGGCUGCACCCUACAUUAGGAACAAGUGUUAUGACAGGUUACUAUAGAAGCCAAGAUUUACCCGAUGGUUGGGAGUUGGGGUUUACCAUUGAAGGAAUUCCAUUCUACAUCAACCAUAAAGAAAGAUACACGACGCCCAUGAAACCCAAUGCAACGAGAAGCGACACAAAGAAGAAGAGAAAACCCUCGUUAAGCGGGACAAUUACCCGACCAUUGUUUCGUCGCAGAAGUCAAACUGAUCGACGAAGUACUGAUGGUGGAAACAACGCUGGAAUGAAAGGGAAGAAGUUGACGGCGAUGCGUCGAGACGGAACAUCAUUUGUGGCGCGCAGUGGUUGGCUUUAUAAACAAGAUAACUCGGGGGUGGGCGGGGUUAGGGUGUGGCGCAAAAGGUGGUUCGUUCUCGCUGACUUUUGUUUGUUCUAUUAUAAAGACGCACGUGAGGGUGAUGUCUUGGGAAGUAUUGUUCUACCAAGUUAUCAAAUAUCGACGGUGAACCCCGAGCGACAUGGGAGAAAAUAUUCAUUCAAGAUUGAACACUCUGGAAUGCGUAGUUAUUACAUAAGUGCUGAGUCGUACCAUGACAUGGCAGAAUGGAUCAAACUAUUGACCCCACUAUGUUCGUUCCAACCCACAAGGAAAGUGCUAAGUAAUAACGGCACUGAUAAUGAUGCGGCAAAAUUUGGAUUUACGGAAAUACGACGAAACGAGAAUCGAUCAAACCUGAAAGAUGAAAACGAAAAUAAUAAUAACGCUAAAAAUCAUGGUGUGGCAUCAACCACACAUAUCACAGCACCAAAUACACAUGUCAUGGCACCAAGCUCACAUGCCGCGGAACCAAACACAUACACUACUGCACCAGGCUCCCACACCAAGGCACACACACAUGGCACGGCACCUAACUCACAUGGCACGGCACCCAACACACAUGCCACGGCACCUAACUCACACACCAAGCCACGCCCACAAAAUAAGCACGACACACCUGUACAAAGUAACGCGCGCACGAAUGACACACAUCGUGCGCGCAAUGCACAACGUCCGCGAUAUUCAGAUACUACUCAUAGAAACAACAUUAACCAAGAUAUGCAUCGGCGAUUAUCUGACAACAGUCACCAGCAAACAAAUAUUGUACGAAACAACUCGAUGUUGCGUCUUGGAGAUUGGGUUUCGAGUAAAAAGAAACGUAAUUCAUCCAUGGGCAAUUUAAACACAGUCAGACCAUCAAGUUCACGUGAUAGUCGUACAAUGAGAUACGAAUCACGUGAUCGUCGAUACAAACCAGGUUCGUAUCAUGAUUACAUGGAUUCAAUGGAAGUCGCUUCAAGCAUUAUGAGCGUACCACCUUUUCAUAGAAAUAACAAAACUUUGUCGUUGCCGAGGCCAAGGUCAACUCAGACAUUGAACCAACGAGGCAAACCUACCAAGAGCUUGGGUGAACUACACCCCCCCCUAACCCCUGUUACCCCAACGUCACCCAACAUGUACGAGGUAUUCACCCCAACAACAACUGAAGAAAAGUUCGAUUAUUCAAAACCAUCUGGUUCGGCAAACAUAGAAAUCAAACAAAUGGAUGUAAAAGGAAGAAGUGGCCAGUUGAGAGCGUUUGCGAUAUCCGUUCGGAAACCCCCUUCAGAUGUUCAGAAUUAUUUGAAGAAAGUAGCGAGUUACGAGACUGAAUUGAAAACGAAUGAGCAACGAAUGGAAGCAGGGGAUGAUUGUACGGGGAAUCACGUGAUUGUGUCGUGA
Messenger RNA from Ciona intestinalis (vase tunicate), 1987 nucleotides. NCBI's taxonomy places the organism in Eukaryota, Metazoa, Chordata, Ascidiacea, Phlebobranchia, Cionidae. The record is from RefSeq and is a predicted model, not a curated record.